Molecule: messenger RNA, 1712 nt
Organism: Truncatella angustata
Lineage: Eukaryota; Fungi; Ascomycota; Sordariomycetes; Amphisphaeriales; Sporocadaceae
Exons: 2
Coding region: 315-1229 (304 amino acids)
Cellular component (GO): COP9 signalosome
Source: RefSeq, a predicted model, not a curated record
CAUGCUCUACAUACUGUAGGCACUAGGCACUAGCCUCUAGGCUCUAGGCUCUACUCCGUGCUGUGAGGGAGCUCAAACACUCUUGAGACAAGAGCAACUUCACACCAUCGGUCUCAAAACAGAAACUCGAAACAUCACAGGUUCUGGUGACUGUACAUGAUAUACCGCUACCAGAUAUCGGACCGUCGACAGAGCACAUCAAGGACCGGGACCAGGACCAGGAUCAGGUCGCAGGCACAUCGAAAGCUUGUACGAACCUCGAGGCUGCCAACGCCAUCUUCAGCCUCGCCAAACACAUAGCCCACAAGGUCAACAUGGAGCAGACCAAAGCCCUGAAUGCUCUCGAGCCGUUCCUGGCUCUCGCCAAGUCAGCAGCUGCACCCCGCGCCGCCGCCGAAGUCGUCACCAGAGCUACUUCAGCUCCAGGCACCUACGUCUUUGCAGAACUACUCGGCACGCCGCAAAUACAAGCUCUCGCACAGUCUCCCGACCAUGUUGGCUUUCUCACCAUACUUCAGAUCUUCUCCUACGGCACAUACGCAGACUACACCUCGACCGCCAAUCUCCCGCCGCUGAACGAGCAGCAAACGCUAAAGCUGCGCCAGCUCUCCCUCCUCACUCUCGCAAAGAACCCGCACAGCCUUACAUAUGCCUCGCUUCAGUCGGCUCUGGACCUCUCAGAUGCCCGCUCCGUGGAGGAAUUGGUCAUCAGCGCCAUCUAUGCAGACUUGAUCCAGGCUCAGCUCGAUCCUCGCAACCAGACCGUGCUUGUGUCUUCGGUCUCACCUCUAAGGGACCUGGCACCCGGCUCCAUCCCAUCCAUGCUGGCCAAUUUGCAAGAAUGGUCCAGCCGCUGCACGUCUACACUAGCCGACCUUGAGGCGCAGAUCCAAGCCAUCAAGGAGACUGCUGCCGCCCGACACCUCGAGAAGAAGCAAUGGAAGGAGAAGACAGAUGCUCUAGUCGCAGAACAGGCCGACUCAGAUGCAAAGACAAAGGACGGCGGCGUUCAUACUCGUGGUCAAACAAACCUCGUCAGCCGCGCUGUGGCCAGCUUUCGCAGUGGACGUGGUGGCAAGCGGGACCGUCCAACCAGCUCUGCUCAGGAGGUAGACAUGGAGGACAUCGACAUGGGAACUGAUAAUGAUGACGACGAUUUGGAGACUGGUCUCACUGAUAGUACCGGAAACCUGGCUGGCAAGAAGAGAGCAAGCCGGCGAAAACUGUAGUUAGGGACCCUCCCGACGCCUUGAGGAAGUCUUGGAAGUCCCGCCGCGAUGCAACCUCCAGUUUUUCUUCUUGGUCGGGACGUGACCUUUCACCCGGCGGAUGAUACCGAUCAGGAGUGGUGUCGGUGACGCGGAAGUAUUAGAGGCUACGAGCUAAACAUGCGUUCAUGAGAUAUGAUAACCAAUGGGGGAAUAGAGUCAAUAUUCUGUUGUGAGAAAAAUAGAUUACUCCGUUUUUUUUAUUACCGUAUUGCUUAAAUGAACAUCGGCAUUUCCAAUUGAUCUCUCAUCCUCCAGGAUAUACAGCCGAAGGACAAAUGUAUCGGAGCUCACGACAUCUGAUUUAGCGACGUCCAUAGUCGCGAGGAUACGAAACGCUGCGUUGUACCCGAAAAAGAACGGAACACGAAACGGGAUCUCCACGUAGACGCUCACAACUAAAAGCACUCCAAGUAGGUCCUUCAGCAGAGUCGUAAAAGUAGU